Melampsora larici-populina 98AG31 is the source of this 475-nucleotide messenger RNA. RefSeq lists its product as uncharacterized. The record is from RefSeq and is a predicted model, not a curated record. The transcript has 4 exons. Gene Ontology annotation, cellular component: ribosome; cytosolic large ribosomal subunit. The coding region runs from base 49 to 384 and encodes 111 amino acids. NCBI's taxonomy places the organism in Eukaryota, Fungi, Basidiomycota, Pucciniomycetes, Pucciniales, Melampsoraceae. Gene Ontology annotation, molecular function: structural constituent of ribosome. Gene Ontology annotation, biological process: cytoplasmic translation.
GGAGCUUUAAUCCCACCUCAAGACAACUUUCGCCUCAAGAUCUCAGUAAUGGCACGAAUUCAAUCCACACGCCAGGCCCCCGUCCGCACAGGUCUUCCCCGGGGUCUCAACUCUGGUCACAAGACUACUGCUCGUGUGCUCCCCGCUAAGCCAUCCUACAGCAAGGGUCACGCCUCCAAGCGUACCACUUUUGUCCGCUCAAUCGUCCGCGAGGUCGCUGGUUUUGCCCCUUAUGAACGACGUGUGAUGGAACUUAUCCGAAACUCGAAGGACAAGAAGGCAAGGAAACUCACCAAGCGCAGGCUCGGUACCCUUCGACGUGCAAAGCGCAAAGUCGAUGAACUCACUGGUGUUAUUGCCGAAAGCCGAAGGGCUGGUCACUAGUUGGAAUCACUCCCAUUUUGUACAUUCAUGCCCUUCAAUCCAAUUUGUUUCUGCCUUGAAUUAUGCAAUAUGCGAUGUGCACCUGAUUUGC